CAAAGCCCUGAAGCCUCUCUCAGCCACAUGGAAAGAGACGCCCCACAGAAGCCCCUCGGAUGGAUGGAAGGAAGAGAGGAAGGAAAGCAGGCGCGCCGCAUCCCUCCUCCUCUUGCUGCUCCUGCUGCUGCCGCCUCUCCUGGACCAAGCGCUGCCCCCUCCCGCCUUCAGUCGCCUUCUCCCUUUCAGUCACUCCUUUGGGUUUGACUGUGGCUGGCGGAGGGGAGGGGAAGGGGAAGGGGUGACCCUUUCCUUUCUCCCCUUCCGCGGGAUCGGGCUCUGGGCGUUAACAAAGGCGGAUAAAAGGGCGAGAGCAAGGGAGCCGGCAGAGGGGCCGCCGCCGCUUCCCUGGGCCGCAUCCAUCCAGGCGGAGAAGCAGGCAGAGAGCAACAGCCAGGCGCAGCUCCGGGGAGUCCAACUUCCAGACUGAAGUUGAUCUCUCCAACCUGAUGCAUCAUCAUACAUUAUGGUUCAUGUCAGCUCAUUUCGAAAAUGUGUAUACAUUCUCCUGGCAUGUAUUUUGGUUUUUACUAUUUGUUUAUGGAAGGAAACACGGAGAGGUGUCAUUUUUUCUCUGAGGUUAGACGGGCGAUCGGACCAUAUGCCGUGGAAGAUGUGGAGAUGGGGCACCUCAAAAGAAGAAAUAGUCCAAGGAGUAGCUGCCAAUGGCACCGACAAAGUCCCUUUGUCUACCAAAUCAUCAAACAUUAAAAUUAACCUCUCUACAAAAGUGAUAAGAAGCAAUUUAGUGAUGAAAACCAAGGAUUUCUACAAUGCCCUCAAAGUAUGGAACAAAGACAGUUCAUCCCAAAACCUCCAUCCCAGGUUGCAGAAAGCAAGGGAAAACUACUUGAAAAUCAAUAAGUAUAGGGUGAAGUAUGUGGGACCAAAGUAUGCUCAUAAAGUCAGACCCGAGGAACUGUUAUGCCAGCUUCGGAAACGAUUGGACUUCAGGAUGAUAACUGCUGCAGAUAGUCCCUUCAAUACAUCAGAAUGGGAGCCAUAUGUACCAAAGGGAAAUAUCAGCAUAAAACUGGGCCGAUGUGCUGUCGUGUCUUCAGCAGGAUCCAUGAAGUCAUCCCAGUUAGGGAUGGUUAUAGAUAGUCAUGAUGCUGUGUUGCGGUUUAAUGGGGCCCCUGUCAGAGGAUUUCAUUUUGACGUAGGAGAGAAAACCACUAUUCGCCUUGUAAAUUCCCAGCUUAUUACUGUUGAAGAAAAAAGGUUUCUUACAGACCCACAGUAUAACUUGGGAACCUUAAUUUUAUGGGAUCCAGCACCUUACCACUCAAGCAUUGAAGAGUGGUAUAAAAAGCCAGACUACAAUUUUUAUGGAAGCUUCAAGAACUAUCGGAAAAAGUAUCCAAAACAACCCUUUUAUAUCCUGAAUCCGCACCUUCAGUGGCAGCUCUGGGAUAUCAUUCAAGAAAACUCCCCAGAAGAUAUUCAGCCAAAUCCACCAUCUUCAGGAAUGCUUGGUAUUGUUCUCAUGAUGAAUUUCUGUGACGAAGUGGAUGUUUAUGAGUAUCUCCCUUCCAAAAGGCAAACAAACAUCUGUCAUUAUUACCAGAUGAUCUUUGACCAAGCUUGCACUAUGGGUGCCUAUCACCCACUCCUCUUUGAGAAAAAUAUCAUCAAGCACCUUAAUAAAGGCAAAGAUGAAGACAUUUACAAUUAUGGAAAAGUGACUCUUCCCGGCCUAAGGAAUGUACAGUGUUAGAAACAUAAUUCUCACAUUCUUCAGUCUAAAGGCACUUUUAAAACUUUUUUUUAAAAUGAAGGACCAGCUAAUACAUGGACCGAUGUGUGACAGUGAACAACGCCUUAAUUCAUGACUGCAAAAUACAUCAAAGAUGUAGACAAUUUAAUCUCACCUUCAUGAUUGUAGCCAUAGAGCAAAUAACAUGACCUGUGAUGCAGACAUGGUUCUCAGAGGUGCAUAGAAUAAUCCUUCUGUUUGCGGUCUUUAAAAAAGCCUCUAAUAUAUUUAGGCUACUAUGUAGAAAAUUUAAUCUCACCUUCAUGAUUGUAGCCAUCGAGCAAAUAACAUGACCUGUGAUGCAGAACAUGGUUCUCAGAGGUGCAUAGAACCUCUAUCUGCGGUCUUUAAAAAAAGCCUCUAAUAUAUUUAGGCAACUUCUACUUUAAUGUGGAAAAUUGGACUUAACAAUGUUGAGAAGCAAAAUAAUUUUCCAUUCCUCUGCCACCAAAUACGCCAGCAACAUCUACAGUCAAGCCUUCUGGAUGGAAUCUUACAACAUGAACUUUAGUUUGAACAUCAUGCUUUUUAAAAAUUACCAAUGUUACUUCCAUGAAUACUCAAUCUUACAUUGCCAUCUUGGAUUCUGCUCUGGGAGAAAAGAAGGAUGUAGAAUCAAUCAGUCAAUCAAUCAAGAAAUCAGGCAAUUAAAUUUCCACCAAAAUGACUUUUCUGAAUGUACAAUUAAGUAUUUCGGAAAAUGGAAUUCCAGUGAGAAAAAAUAUGGUAAUUCCAUAAAGUUUAAAAACUAACAAACCUGCUUUUUGGUUGUGUGUCAUCUUAACUCUGGUUGUUUCUUGGUUCCUAUGUUUCUAACUAGAAAUUCUUAGCAUAUAAUGGAUUUUAGAUACAACAUCCAUUAAAAAGCCCAUGGUACUGUUAAAGGUGUAAAAUUCCCAUAAAGUUUCAAGUUGUGGGAAAUACUUACCCUUCCCUCUUGUAUGGAAAAAAAUGAAAAUGAAUGUGAUACCCUUUACAGCAUGGGGUGAGAACCUAAGAACUGGAUGUAGCCCUUUGGAUCCCCAGGUAUAGCCUAUCUAUUGACUUUUGGUCAAUGUGUAAAAUGAAUGAUUAAUUUGUCUCUGUAGAAGCCAGAAAUUCUCAAACCACCAGAAAUUGUGGUGGUUGCUUCCUCUAGGUCUCCUGAACCCCCAAAUCCAUUCCCUCAAAAUGGCAAAACCCACACCAAAACAGCGGUCAGAAUUCACAUUGCACUUCUUUGGUGUGCUAAAACAUGCUUGUGUUGAAUCUUUGGGGAGGGGAUGAAAAUCACUUUGUUAUUUUAAGAACACAUAAUAGGUACUAUGUGUAAUAUGAAACAAUUGUACAAUUUUGUUUGUUAUAAAAUUAUAAUGUUUAGUAACUUAAAAGUACAGGUUAGAAAUUGAAUUCCCUGUUUAAAAUGUUUAAAUAAUUUGUUACAAAUUCAGCUUACAAUGAGCAGGCAAAAGAAAUGAAAACAGAAGAAACUACCAACAAUAGUGAAACAAAAAUAUGUUGCCUACUCUAAUCUUCCAUAAGGUCAAAGGCAUAAAGCGUUUGUUCCCAUAAAAAAGAACUGACAAGAAAAUACCAAGAAUUGUAUACCAGGAAUUGUAACGAUCGCCUACUAGAUAUUGUUUUAUCUAAAAGUCUUCCUGUAAUAUAUUUUUUGAAAUAAUUUUGUGGUACUAAAUAUAUGAACACUUUGUCUUAAACUUUUUAAAAUCCGAAAGAAA
Anolis sagrei ordinatus is the source of this 3474-nucleotide messenger RNA. RefSeq names its product ST6 beta-galactoside alpha-2,6-sialyltransferase 1 (gene ST6GAL1). The record is from RefSeq and is a predicted model, not a curated record. Gene Ontology annotation, cellular component: Golgi apparatus. NCBI's taxonomy places the organism in Eukaryota, Metazoa, Chordata, Lepidosauria, Squamata, Anolidae. Gene Ontology annotation, molecular function: beta-galactoside alpha-2,6-sialyltransferase activity. Gene Ontology annotation, biological process: sialylation.